This is a messenger RNA of Pelmatolapia mariae (spotted tilapia), 1816 nucleotides long. Its product is annotated as kelch repeat and BTB domain-containing protein 11-like. The transcript has a single exon. The coding region runs from base 338 to 1513 and encodes 391 amino acids. The record is from RefSeq and is a predicted model, not a curated record. Gene Ontology annotation, molecular function: protein binding. Lineage: Eukaryota; Metazoa; Chordata; Actinopteri; Cichliformes; Cichlidae.
GUUUGUUUGAUGCAUCAGACUGAAGCUCAGACGUGGGAGACCGAAAAGAACCGGCUCGGUAUUUUUCAUUCGGUCUCAUUUUUUCCCCUUCUUUCUCCCAAACAAGCGCUGAUGACGUCACAGAGUCGGGCUCGUGCAGCAGCGUGUAUCCGACAGCGUCCUCACACAGGUGAACCCCGCGCGUGCUCACGGCGCUGAAAACGGGACUGCAGCAGGGCGUACCCCGCGUCGGUCCACCAGAGUCCAGAGAGGAGGAGGUAAACGUGGGAACGGAGCUCUUUGUGCGCAGACAGCAGCCGCGGGUGUGACCUGCAGACACAUCACCGUCAGAACCGCCAUGGACCGGGACCAAGGCCGGGAACGGAGUACGGCCACGGGCACGCGCUCCGAGCCAGGCUCAGCCUCCGAGGGUACGCGGAUCAGCGCGCAGAACUGUCACGAACUGCUGAGCCGAGCGAAGCGGGAGCGCGCGGAGGACGAGCAGGAGCGCGUGUACAGCUACAUGAGCGCGCACUACCUGGAGGUGCUGCGUGCUCCCGCGCUCUACGGCCGUCUGAGCGCCGCGGAGCGCUCGCUGAUCCUGAGCAGGAGGACGGAGCGGGCGGGGCUAGAGGCGGGGGGGAGGGUGUUGGCGGUGGCGGAGAGCGGGGAGGAGGCGCGGGGCCCGCGGCGCGUGCUUUUCCUGCACCCGAGUGCGCGGCGCUGGGAGGAGCUGACCCGCCUCCCGGAGGAGGUCCCGCCCACCGGCUCCGGGAUGUGCACGCUCUUCAAUUACCUGUUUGUUGCAGGCGGUCUGCGAGGGGGACGAGCCCAGGACGGCGUGCUGUGCUUCGACCCGUUGAGCGGGCGUUGGAGCAGCGUGCGGGCGCUGGGUGAGCCACGCUGCCAGCUGCGGCUGGUGGGCAUGGAUGGGCUGCUGUAUGCGGUGGGCGGGGGCUGCCUGCUGAGUGUGGAGCGCUACGACCCGCGCGCCGACAGGUGGAGCCACGUGGCGCCACUGCCCAAAGGCUCGUUUGCUGUGGCGCACGAGGCCACGGCGUGUGAUGGCCAGCUGUUCGUGUCGGGUGGGUCGCUCUUCUACCGCCUGCUGCGUUACGACCCCCGCCGAGACGAGUGGGAGGAGUGCCCAUUCAACGAGAGCCACUGCCGCUCCGCCGACAUGGUCGCGCACCGUGGCCUCGUUUGCCGCUUCGACGUGGACCGCGAGCGUGCCGAGGUCAGCGUGCACAGGUACAGCACAGUGGUAAAGGCGUGGCUCGAGGGCGCCACCUUUCCGAUGGAGAACGCGCUGCCAUUCCGCUGUGCUGUGCUCGGCGACCGGAUCUACUGCGUCAAUCGCAGCCGCACGCUGCAGUUCCACGUCAGCGAGGAGGGCUCCGGCUUCCUGCCUGAGGCCCUGCCAGCCCCCGCCGGGACCCGGGGCAACCUUGUGCCCUUUGUCCUCAGCCUGCCUCAGAACACUCUGACCUCUGACCCCAGAUCACAGACCGUGACCUCUGACUCUGGCCUUUAAGAACUGCACUCGGGCUGCUUGGCCCCUCCUUGUCGCCGUGGUGCCUUCCUGUUCUUGACUUUGACCCUAAGAAUGUUUCCUGCAUGUGCAUGGGUAGCGGUGGGCGGAGCUGAAACUGUAACGCAGUUUUUAUUCGGACACUUCCUGUCUGUUUUGUGACUAAAGCCGUCAGAGAGGACGCCGCCGCUCGUGAGGAGGAGGAGCUGAAGCGUGUUCAGAGAUAUUGAUGUCGGACUUUAACCAUCAGUCCUGAUGCUGCAUGUCGAUCAAUAAAGCAGAAAUCAGAGUGAAAGCAAAUGUGUG